Messenger RNA from Pantherophis guttatus, 9922 nucleotides. The record is from RefSeq and is a predicted model, not a curated record. Lineage: Eukaryota; Metazoa; Chordata; Lepidosauria; Squamata; Colubridae.
UGUGUGUGUGGUUGUGUGUGUGUGUGCAGCCUGAGGACGGAAGCUGAGACCCCCCCCAUCUACCUUCAGUCCCUCCCAGGAUCGCGCGAGCCCCGCUUGGUACUCCUUUGAGGGUUUGAGGUGAGGGGGGGGGACUCAGCAGUGAAGCAGUUAAGGCACGCCAGCCGUAGCUUCAGCCCCUGCCAGAGCCAGCGUGGUGGAGGGAUGCUCCUCCGUUCUCCUGGCUCCCCCAGGCAAAAGUCACGUUGCUUUGGGCAGGAGAAGCGUCGUGAAGCGACCCCAGGUUUUAGCAUCCUCCUGCUAAAGGCGACGGAAGGAUGGGGAGAGUCCUGCCUGGAACGAGGGAUCAGCCCGGGCAGCGUGUAAAGAGCGCCGAGCGGGACUUUCCAGCGACAGCUCUUGAAUAAUUGAGAGCCAGCAGUCACUUUGCUGCUCCCCAGGCAGCCCAACUGGCACAGCGGCUCCGGUUUACCAGCUCCUGAUCUGGACCGGGAUGGGAGGAGGUGGCUCUCCAGCUGAAGAGCUGCACCGAGGCUUAGCAGGCAAAGAGAAGAAGAGGGUGACACAGCUCUGAAGGGCACCCGGCAGCUGGAUUCCCCACAUCUGCUCCAAACCUCGUGCCCGUUGCCUUUCCUUUCCUUGCCAGGUUGUAGCAAGAACAGCAGAGGGUACUUACUCCCCGUCACCGGCCCACCAUGGCCUUGAUCGUGCGUCUGAAGAGGGUCACCAACCUGAGAGGCAAAGCGGACAGGAUAGCCAAGGUGGCGUUCAGAGGUCUCUCAUUCUACACUCGAGUGCUUGAGAACUGUGAGAAUGAAGCUUCAUUUGAUGAGACUUUCCGAUGGCCCAUCGCAAGCAGCAUCGAUGUCAAUGAGAUGCUGGAAAUUCAGGUGUUUAACUACAGCAAGGUCUUCUCCAACAGACUCAUUGGUAUAUUCCAGAUGGUCCUGCAGAAAGUGGUGGAAGAAGGACAAUUGAAUGUGACGGACACCUUGAUCGAUGACAACAAUGUGUCCAUUCAAACCAGUGUUUCCAUUGAGAUUCGGUACCAGGCCAUGGAUGGCAGCGUUGGGGCUUGGAAUGAUGAUGAAUUCUUGGAGAGUCCCAGGGUCCAUCCAGAUGGUGAUCCCUAUGAAACUGAUGUCCUGCUUCCCAGUCACAGGCAGUCAAGCAAGACCAGCACUGCAGAGAAAGCCUUCCGAAGGCAAGAAGAUGAUGAAUUGUAUUACCAUAGUGAUGAUGAACUGCUGGGUGAGGGAGAUACCAUCAGCCAAGGGUCUUUGAAUGCCAGAGCUGGUAGAGGAGUCUUUUCAGCCAUGAAGUUGGGCAAAACACGUCCCUCAAAAGAUGAUCAUCACCGAAAGCAAGAUCAACCAGCUAUCUUGGAAGCAGAAGAUCUGGACCGUAAAGCAAUACGGCUUGGAGGUGGCCUGGAUCCAGAUACCAUCUCCCUGGCAUCAGUCACAGCUGUGACCACCAAUGUGUCUAAUAAGAGAUCCAAGCCAGAUAUUAAAAUGGAGCCCAGUGCUGGAAGACCAAUGGACUACCAGGUCAACAUCACAGUAAUUGAAGCACGGCAGCUGGUGGGGCUCAACAUGGAUCCUGUAGUGUGUGUGGAGGUGGGAGAUGAGAAGAAGUACACCUCCAUGAAGGAAUCAACUAAUUGCCCCUACUAUAAUGAGUAUUUUGUCUUUGACUUUCACAUUCCCCCGGAUGUCAUGUUUGAUAAAAUCGUCAAAUUAUCGGUGAUUCAUUCCAAGAACAUCCUGCGCAGUGGGACCUUGGUGGGUUCUUUCAAAAUGGAUGUGGGAACCGUCUACACCCAGCCAGAGCAUCAGUUCUAUCACAAGUGGGCCAUCUUGUCUGAUCCAGAGGACAUCACAGCUGGGCUGAAAGGCUACGUCAAGGUUGACAUCGCAGUGGUGGGCAAAGGAGAUAAUAUAAAGACACCACACAAAGCUAAUGAGACAGAUGAGGAUGAUAUUGAAGGGAACCUACUGCUUCCAGAUGGAGUUCCUUCAGAAAGGCAAUGGGCUCGCUUCUAUAUUAAGAUUUAUCGGGCAGAGGGGCUUCCACGCAUGAACACUAGCAUCAUGGCCAAUGUGAAAAAAGCCCUCAUUGGGGAAAACAAAGACCUGGUGGAUCCUUACGUCCAGGUGUUUUUUGCUGGACAGAAGGGGAAAACGUCUGUUCAGAAGAGCAGCUAUGAACCUGUUUGGAAUGAACAGAUAGUUUUUGCAGAGAUGUUUCCCCCUCUCUGCAAAAGGAUCAAGGUCCAGAUCCGAGAUUCUGACAAGGUCAACGAUGUGGCUAUUGGAACCCAUUUCAUUGAUCUGAGGAAGAUCUCCAAUGAAGGAGACAAAGGUUUCUUGCCCACAUUUGGUCCUGCCUGGGUAAACAUGUAUGGGUCCACCCGCAACUAUACACUGAUGGAUGAGCAUCAGGACUUGAAUGAAGGCCUGGGUGAAGGGGUCUCCUUCCGAGCCCGUCUGCUUCUUGGUCUAGCAGUAGAGAUCUUGGAUACCAGCAACCCUGACAUCACCAGUUCCACAGAAGUUCAAGUUGAAUUAGCAACUCCUGUCACUGACAGCUGCACAGGCAAGAUGGAGGAGUUUUUUCUCUUUGGAUCCUUCCUGGAGGCUACCAUGGUUGACAGAAAGAAUGGAGACAAACCAAUUAAUUUUGAGGUCACAAUAGGCAACUAUGGCAAUGAAAUUGAUGGCAUAUCCAGACCCACCAUCAAGAAGAAGAAAGAUGGUGGGGAUGGCAAUGAGGAGGAAUCUGAGCUGUUACAGAAUGACAGUGAUGAGGAGGCCAAUAUCGAUGGGGAAUUUUUCUCAGUCUCUACUUCUCCAGCCCUGAAACCAUUGAUUACUGACAGGAACUAUUUCCACUUACCAUAUUUUGACAAGAAGCCUUGUAUUUACAUCAAGAGUUGGUGGCAGGACCAGAGGCGACGUCUGUAUAAUUCAAAUAUCAUUGAUAAGAUUGCAGACAAGCUGGAAGAAGGCCUCAAUGAUGUGCAUGAGAUGAUCAAGACUGAAAAACCUCACCCAGAGCGCCGUCUCCGAGGAGUGCUGGAAGAACUGAGCAGUGGAUGUCUGAGAUUUGUGUCUCUCUCCAACAAAGAUCACAACCACUCCUCCCGGACACGUCUGGACCGGGAAAGGCUGAAAUCCUGCAUGCGGGAACUGGAAACGAUGGGCCAGCAAGCUAAGACCAUGAGAUCUCAGGUGAAGAAGACCACUAUCAGGGACAAGUUGAAGCAAUCCCAAAACUUCCUACAAAAACUGCGGUUCCUUGCAGAUGAGCCUCAGCACAGCAUUCCUGAGAUCUUCAUCUGGAUGAUGAGCAACGGCAAGCGCAUAGCCUAUGCCCGCAUCCCCUCCAAGGAUAUCCUCUACUCCAUUGUGGAUGAGGAAACAGGCAAAGACUGUGGAAAAGUGAAGACGGUUUUCCUCAAGUUACCUGGGAAACGGGGAUUUGGGCCAGCCGGCUGGACUGUACAAGCCAAAAUGGAAGUUUAUUUGUGGCUAGGACUCAACAAACAGAGGAAGGAUUUCCUCAGUGGUCUACCCUGUGGCUUUGAGGAGAAGAAACUUCCUGCGGGACAAAGUCUCCUAAAUUUCCCACCCAUCAGCCUCCUCUAUACUAAGAAACAAGUCUUCCAGCUCCGAGCCCAUAUGUACCAGGCCAGGAGUUUGUUUGCUGCAGACAGCAGUGGCCUUUCUGACCCUUUUGCCCGGGUUUUCUUUAUCACUCAAAGUCAAUGCACUGAGGUCUUAAAUGAAACACUUUGUCCUACCUGGGACCAACUGCUGGUGUUUGACAAUGUUGAGCUGUAUGGGGAAGUACAUGAGAUGCGGGAUGACCCUCCCAUUAUUGUCAUUGAAAUCUAUGACCAGGAUACAGUGGGGAAGGCUGACUUCAUGGGGCGAACAUUUGCCAAACCUGUGGUAAAGAUGUCAGAUGAGGAAUAUUGCCCUCCACGUUUCCCACCUCAGUUGGAAUAUUACCAGAUCUACCGGGGUAACUCAACUGCUGGAGACCUGCUGGCUGCCUUUGAACUCCUUCAGAUUGGACUUGCUGGGAAAUCAGAUCUGCCUCCCAUCGAUGGACCCACAGAUAUGGAUCGGGGUCCCAUCUUGCCUGUCCCUCUGGGGAUUCGCCCUGUUCUGAGCAAAUACCGAGUAGAGAUUUUGUUCUGGGGAUUGAGAGACCUGAAGCGAGUGAACUUGGCCCAGGUGGAUAGACCUCGAGUGGACAUUGAAUGUGCUGGAAGAGGGGUCCAGUCAUCCCUCAUCCAGAAUUAUAAGAAAAAUCCCAAUUUCAGCACUUUGGUCAAAUGGUUUGAAGUGGAUCUGCCUGAAAAUGAACUCCUGCAUCCACCCCUCAAUAUUCGUGUGGUGGAUUGCCGUGCCUUUGGGCGUUACACCCUUGUGGGAAGCCAUGCUGUCAAUUCCUUACGGAAGUUCAUCUAUAGACCUCCAGAUAAGAAGACUCAGCACUGGAGCACAGCAGCUAAACUUAUGAACGCCUAUGUGACUCUUGCAAAUGGGGGGCCCUACUCUCACCCCACAGGUGAAAUUGUGGUUAACAUGGAGCCAGAGGUUCCCAUCAAGAAGAUGGAGACCAUGGUGAAGUUGGAAGCGAAUUCCGAUGCUGUUGUGAAGGUGGAUGUGUCAGAAGAAGAGAAGGAGAAGAAGAAGAAGAAGAAGAAAGGAAAUGCAGAAGAAAUUGAGGAUGAGGAGCCUGAUGAGAGCAUGCUAGACUGGUGGUCCAAAUAUUUUGCUUCCAUUGAAACUAUGAAGCUACUUCAGCAGCAAGAGGCAGCUGCAGCAGAAGCCGAGGAGAAAGAAGAGAUGGACAACACUGAAGAAAUGAGACUUGAUGACUCUCCUAUGAAAGGCUCAAAAGCCCAAGGAAAGACCAAAGACAAAGUCAAAUUAUCCAAAGAGGACAAGAAGAAAAAGCAGCCGCAGCUGCAGCCUGAUGCCCCUGAAAGGAAGAACAAGCAGAAGAUUGACGAGAUGAAGGUGUAUCCCAAAGAACUGGAGACAGAAUUUGAUAAUUUUGAGGACUGGCUGCAUACUUUUAACCUCCUUCGUGGGAAGAUUGGAGAUGAUGACGACAAUUCUGCAGAUGAAGAUCGCAUUGUGGGAAGAUUCAAAGGGUCCCUGUGUGUUUAUAAAGUGCCUCUUCCUGAUGAUAUCACCAAGGAGGCUGGAUAUGACCCUACUUUUGGCAUGUUCCAAGGAAUUCCAAACAAUGAUCCCAUCAAUGUAUUGGUCCGGAUCUACAUUGUGAGGGCUACUGAUUUGCAUCCUGCUGACAUCAAUGGCAAAGCUGACCCUUAUGUUGCCAUCAAACUGGGAAAGACAGAUAUCAAAGACAAGGAGAAUUACAUCUCUAAACAGCUGAACCCAGUCUUUGGAAAAUCCUUUGACAUUGAGGCUACAUUCCCCAUGGAAUCCAUGUUGACGGUGGCUAUUUAUGAUUGGGACUUGGUGGGCUCGGAUGAUCUGAUUGGUGAGACAAAGAUAGAUCUGGAGAACCGGUAUUACAGCAAGCAUAGAGCAACAUGUGGCAUUUCUUGGAACUAUGCUCUCCAUGGAUAUAAUAUGUGGCGAGACCCCCAAAAGCCUACCCAAAUCCUAUCCAAGCUUUGUAAAGAAGGAAAAGUUGAUGGUCCCCACUAUGGCCCUCGAGGCAGAGUGAAAGUGACCAAUCGAGUCUUCACUGGCCCCACUGAAGUAGAGGAUGAAAAUGGUCAGAAAAAGCAGACAGAUGAGCAUCUGGCACUGACUGUGUUGCACCACUGGGAGGAUAUCCCCCGCGUGGGCUGCAAAUUAGUGCCUGAGCACGUGGAAACAAGGCCGUUGCUGAACCCGGACAAGCCAGGCAUUGAGCAGGGACGGCUGGAGUUAUGGGUGGACAUGUUCCCGAUGGACAUGCCGGCACCAGGCCCUGCCAUUGACAUCUCACCAAGGAAACCAAAGAAAUAUGAACUUAGAGUAAUAAUCUGGAACACUGAUGAGGUAGUCCUGGAGGACGAUGAUUACUUCACUGGCGAGAAAUCCAGUGACAUUUUUGUCCGGGGGUGGUUGAAGGGCCAGCAAGAAGACAAGCAGGAUACUGAUGUCCACUACCACUCACUGACAGGAGAGGGCAAUUUCAACUGGCGCUACAUCUUUCCUUUCGACUACCUUGCAGCUGAAGAAAAGAUUGUCAUUUCUAAGAAAGAAUCUAUGUUCUCCUGGGAUGAAACGGAAUACAAGAUUCCAGCCCGACUCACAUUACAAGUGUGGGAUGCUGAUCAUUUUUCUGCUGAUGACUUCCUUGGAGGCAUUGAGCUUGACUUGAACCGCUUCCCGCGUGGUGCGAAGACAGCCAAGCAGUGCAGCAUGGAACUGGGAACUGGUGAAAUAGAGGUGCCCUUGAUCUCUAUCUUCAAGCAGAAGAGGGUGAAGGGCUGGUGGCCCUUUUUGGCUCGAAAUGAGAACGAUGAAAUGGAGAUGACGGGUAAAGUGGAAGCUGAGCUUCAUUUACUGACAGCUGAGGAAGCCGAGAAAUGCCCAGCUGGAUUGGCUCGCAAUGAGCCAGACCCAUUGGAAAAACCCAAUCGUCCAGACACAUCCUUCAUCUGGUUCCUGAACCCACUCAAGUCUAUCAGAUACCUCAUUUGUACCCGUUACAAAUGGCUCAUUAUCAAGAUUGUCCUGGCUCUUCUACUUCUCAUCAUGGUGGCCCUUUUCCUUUACUCCAUGCCUGGUUAUAUGGUCAAGAAGCUUCUGGGAGCAUGAGACAGCUGCCCUAUUCUCCCAUUUCUGACCUGAUUGUCAGAAACAGCCUUUCAUUUCUGUUUAGUAGCUUCCUUUUUUGGACCUUUUCUUUUUCUUUUUUUCUUUUUUGGGAUUUUGGAUUUUGAAAGCAGGAAUCAGAUCCAGAAUUGCUUUAUUGUUGCUUUGUGACUUGAAAAAGGAAGAAUGUCUCCCUCCCAAGGUUCACUGUAAGUUCUCUUUUCAGCAAUGUCCUUCAGUCUCUUCAACAACUUAAUGCCUCCCCUCCCACAUUUAAUUGUUGUUACCUCAAUUUCAGUGUCCUCCAUGAAUGAAUUAAUCUUAAGUGGAAUUACCUUGACGACCAGGAUUCCAUUUUGUGUGGAUUGCAUUUAUCCAAAAUCUCCCUUCUUUUCUGUUUUUUAUUGUUUUCUUCCUUUGUUGAUAUCACAAAAGUAUGUCUCCCCCAAAAGCUGAAAUUUCAAAGGAUUCCUGUUCAUAUUAUAUUUGGAGUGAUCAGCUACUUAAGAAAUCUUGGCAUAUUUUCUUGGAAUCUGAUGCUGCAGUUUCCCCUUACUAUGAAAAGAAAUUGCCCCCUGCUCCCUUGACCAUGUGACAUUUUAUUGCAAUGGAAAGAAGGAAGGCUUGCCCUUCCAAGGUUUUGCAUGAAAACAGCUAGCAGCCUCCUAGCUUCGGACAACGAAAGAAAAUAAGCAUUUUGUUUUGUCGGAGUGUGUAAUGUGGUGGCAAGAGUGUGAACCACUGGUGGAAUUCAAAUUUUUUUACUACCGGUUCUGUGGGCAUGGCUUGGUGGGCGUGGCUUGGUGGGAGUAGCAGGGGAAGGAUACUGUAACAUCUCCAUUCCCUCCCCACUCCAGGGGAAGGAUACUGUAAAAUCCCCAUUUCCUCCCAUAAACUGAGACUUGGGAGGCAGAGACUAGAUGGGGCCAGUCAGAGGUGGUAUUUACCGGUUCUCUGAACUACUCAAAAUUUCCGCUACCGGUUCUCCAGAACUGGUCAGAACCUGCUGAAACCCCCCUCUGGUGUGAACUGCAAUGGCCCCAAGCUAUGGGUUCAGUUUAUAGGCAAAUUAUUAUUUUCCUCAUUUUAGUUCCUUCUUUACAAUUUGUUGUGAGGUGCACGUUAUACCCAAAUAAACUAAAAUUGACACACUUCAAAACCUAAUUAUUAAAUAAAAGAACAGGCAGUUCUUGCUCAAUCUUGAAACAUUCAAUGCUUGAAAAGCAUCCUGGAAUCAUUACAGAAAUGUUGCUUGGAUAUGCACCUGUGUACACAAUUAUGCUCCAUUAAUGCAACUGGGAAAUGAAAGAAUUUUUAUUUUUAAAGAUGACCACUAUAAUGGGAUUGGUUGUGAUCCUUAGACAGGGUUUUUGAUAUUUUCCAGUUGGAAAAACUGGCAAGUCAAGCUUUGAAGAACAUUGUGGAAAGGCAAUGUUUCAUAGAGGGCCAAGACGUUCUUUUGAACUUUUAAUUAUCAGGUAUAAAGCUGGUAAACAGCUGCUUUUUAUGGUAUGUGAUUGAGCAGGAAGUAGAAUCAGUUGCUGAGACAAGUAACCUCCAGAAUAAGAAGUGUGGUAGGGUUGGGGAACACAUUAUAAUGUUAUAUCCUAUUUUAAUGGGAAAUUAUAUCAUUUUGAAGUAUGAAUCUGCCGGUGAAACCCUCUAACACCGGAUGAGAGCAGGAAAGAGGGGAGUGAAAUAUCCAGACUGUUAAACUCAGAUUAUGCUGUGGGAAUGUAGGCAAUGCCAAAUGAUACUGAAGGACAGCUAACACGGCCAGUUCCAGUGGUGGGAUUCAGCCAGUUCUGUCUGAUUCAGGUGAACCAGUAGGCCCCGCCCACCCACACAAACGUAAUGCCGUUCUAUUUAGCCAUGUUUUGGAGGCAAAGAGCUCACAUUUGUGAACCGGUAGGGAAGGUAAGUGAAUCCCACCUCUGGCCAGUUCAUAUUAUAAUCAUUUCACAAAACUGGGUUAUCUCUUCAAAGCCCAUACAUAUUUAGUUCAAUCUAUCCUCCCAUACACAUUCAGUCCUCUCCAACAGAGAGGACCGUUUAAGAGUGUCUUUCUUAAUUCAACAGUCCAGUGCUCAUAAGCAUCAUCUCUUUAAAAUGAAUACAUUAAGAUGCUGUUCAUCUUAUUCUCAUUCUACCUGUUCCUUAACCUACUAUCCCUGCUAGAUUUGGUAUCUGUUCCUAAUCAUUAUGGCACCAAAAUGCUGAAUUGUGUGUUGUGAGUGACGUACAAAUUUUGUCACAUUGUACUUGCAUCAUGCACUGGAGGGUGCAAGCUGUGAUGUCACAACACAUGUUUUAUCACAUGCUACCCUGCCACUGCCACCCCCCAUGCCUGCCGGUCUUCUGGUACCUAGAAGACAUAGUGUGUAUGUCAAGUGUGGAUGUGGACUUUAGAUCACUAACACAUUUUCUUGCAAGCCAGUUGCAGAAGCAUGCAAGGAGGUGGCUGCAACUCCUUCUAGUUUCUAAUGAUAAUAAUUGUUUCUGUUAGACUUAAGUUAUGAGUCAGAUACCUCUCCCAAACAUGUGCUCGAUAAGCAAGUCUACCAUGCUAUAGUAUCAUAAGGCAACAGUCCCCAACCUUUUUGGCACCAUGGACUUGUUUUGUGGAAGACAAUUUUUCCACAGACCAGAGGGAGAGGGAUGAUUUCGGUUUCAGUCACCGCUCACCUCCAGCUUUGCGAUCUGAUUCCUAACAGGACAGAGACCGGUACUGAUCCAUGGCCCAAAGGUUUGGGAACCUUGUCAUAAGGGACCUGCAAUAGCUAACAGAAGCAAAAAAUCUGCCUCUUCAGGAGGCAAAGAUAACUUACAAGUUGGAAAGAGAUGUGAUGUCCUAAGCUUUAACUGAUCAGAUUUCUAGAAAAAAAUAAAUAGCACAAUUGCACUGCCUUUUUGCUGUUCUCUUUCACAGCGUAGCACAAAGUGAAGUUCCUGUAUUUCAUGCUUAUUAUUUCCUGGGUUGUGUGAAAACUAUUGCUUUUAUUUCCUUACAGUUGUGGGGUGGGGUCUGAUAUUGGUAGGGGUAUUUUUCUGUGCACUGUUAAUAUAGUAUCUCUGGAUCAAGAGAAAAUCUGUACAUUCUUUAAUAAAAAUGAAUCACUGAA